GCCGGCCGUUGCUGGGCAUGCUCUCUGAGUGCCCCGCACCAACAUGGCGGUCGGCUUCGCUGGGGUGACUUUAAUUCUCGGUUUUCGGUUAUAGCCGGCCGCUGCUUAUUUGUCUCCGGGAAGCCCUGAGCGCGUGGUGCAGCCGGAGAAAGGCUGGGUGCGUGCGAGGGUGAAAGGUGAGAGGGGACUGCAGGCAUCUGGGCCGACUUCUGGCGGGAGGAAGAUGGCUGAAGGCGAGCGGCACUCGCCGCCAGAUUCUUCAGAGGAUAGCCCUCCAGCCACUCAGAACUUCAUCAUUCCAAAAAAAGAGAUCCACACUGUUCCAGACAUGGGCAAAUGGAAGCGUUCUCAGGCGUAUGCUGACUACAUCGGAUUCAUCCUCACCCUCAAUGAAGGUGUGAAGGGGAAGAAGCUGACCUUCGAGUACACAGUCUCCGAGGCCAUUGAGAAACUGGUCGCUCUUCUCAACACGCUGGACAGGUGGAUUGAUGAGACUCCUCCGGUGGACCAGCCCUCUCGAUUUGGGAACAAGGCCUACAGGACCUGGUAUGCCAAACUUGAUGAGGAAGCAGAAAACUUGGUGGCCACAGUGGUCCCCACCCAUUUGGCAGCUGCUGUUCCUGAGGUGGCUGUUUACUUAAAGGAGGCAGUAGGGAACUCUACGCGCAUCGACUACGGCACAGGACAUGAAGCCGCCUUUGCUGCUUUCCUCUGCUGUCUCUGCAAGAUUGGGGUGCUGCGGGUGGACGACCAAAUAGCCAUUGUCUUCAAGGUGUUCAAUCGGUAUCUUGAGGUUAUGCGGAAACUCCAGAAGACGUACAGGAUGGAGCCAGCUGGCAGCCAGGGCGUGUGGGGCCUGGAUGACUUCCAGUUUCUGCCCUUCAUCUGGGGCAGUUCGCAGCUGAUAGACCACCCAUAUCUGGAGCCCAGGCACUUUGUCGAUGAGAAGGCCGUGAAUGAGAACCACAAGGACUACAUGUUCCUGGAAUGUAUCCUGUUUAUCACCGAGUUACUGACAGAGGAACCAUUUACAAAAGGCCGAUUCUCUUGGGAGUGGAGAGGCAGGAACGCAGCGUCUAUGAAGACAGGCCCCUUUGCAGAGCACUCCAACCAGCUGUGGAACAUCAGUGCUGUCCCCUCCUGGUCCAAAGUGAACCAGGGUCUCAUCCGCAUGUAUAAGGCUGAGUGCCUGGAGAAGUUCCCGGUGAUCCAGCACUUCAAGUUUGGGAGCCUGCUGCCCAUCCAUCCUGUCACGUCGUGCUAGGAGGGGCUGAGCAGCCCGAGCCGUCCAGGCUGCUCCUGUGCCUGCCUCCCCCACCGCAGCUGCGGCCCCCUCCCCACCCUUUCCCUCUGUUCUUUCUGUUUGAUGAGAGGCUGUUUACUGGGAUGAGUGGCGAGCGUGAGGUGGAGGGAGGCUCAUAGCAUAAGGCUGAAGGGCCCAAGUUGGAAGAAGCGACCAAAGUGUGGCCAGUGUCCUGACUUCCCCUGUGGUGGACCAGUGAGAAGAGAGGGCCCCGCUCCCACCCUGGCCUCCCUCUCCUCCUCCCUGUUCAGUCCCAUUCGAGACCCAGGCUGUCCUGGGCCCCAGCGGGGGGGGGAGGUACCGUGCCGCUGCCCUUGCUUUUCCUCCCAGGUUGCCUUCCUAGGGGUUGGAGCGGAUGCUCCCCACGGGGUGGGUCAACGUCCUAAGCCAUGUUUGGGUGGGUGAGUGGGUGUCCCGAGGGCUGGGCGCUGAGGCUGGUGCCAGACUGGGGUGGGGUUGGGAAGGGAAAAGCGUUGGCUGUUCUGGCCGGUGACCCUCCCAGCUCCUCCUCGUGGCUGCCCCCUGGGCCUGUGGUCACCUGUGUCCAGUGCCUCCUCCUUGCUUUUCUGUUCUUUGGCCUUUGGCUCAAGGGUAGCCUCUAGAAGCUGCCCUUUGGGCAGGCGCCAGGCUCCUGGGAGGGCCUGGCAGGGCUUGCUCGCCAGUGGAGUGGGUGAGGCCUGCCUUUCCAAAGCUUUCUCUGGCCGGGAGUGGGUGGCCAAAACUCUGGAGGGGUAAGGUUGUGGGCUACAGGCCAGUUGUGGUUGUGGAGAACCUGGAUUCCUUUCGGCAUUCUUAUGUCCAGCUGCUCCUGCUCCUGCCCCCGCCUCGUUGCUGCUUGCUUCUCCAAGGCCCUUAGCCCUGUUUCCCUGCCCCUCUCUCUGGGCGGUGGGUGAGUGGGCUGCAGGAAGGCUCUGAAAACAGCCGCCCACUUUCUGGUCCUCCCCUCCCAGAAGUGGCCUGCUGGGGUUCCAGGAUGAGGUAGUGAUGGCCCCUCAAGGCCAGACUUUGGCUCUGAGGAUGGGCAGGGGCUGGGCCAGGCAGGCCUACUUGGGGGGUUGAGGGUGCUGGCAGCAUCAAUGCAAGUAAGUUCCAGAGUUUUCUUCUGGAGAGGGGAUGCUCCCAGGCCUGGCUCUCACAGUCUCUCCCCUGCUCAAGCCCAGGCUGGCCCAUCUCCACUGCGCCCUCCCCGUAUCUGAGUCCACACACCCUUUGGGAAGGGGAGCACCCGAGAAGCGCAAUUCACGGGCUUGGCCUUCAGGUCUGGGCUGAUGGCCUGGGUAGAGGCUGGGACAGGAGCAGCAAGAGUCACAGAAAUGGUUUUCUUCGGAGAGGCCCAUUGCCUGCCUGCCUCCCUCGCGGGCCCAGACCACCGCCUUCCUGGCCCCUCCUUCCUGUGUCCCCUCAGGGCCCUCCAGCCCCUGGCUCCUUUAUUGCCCUUCAGAUUAAAGCCUCUGUUUUGCACCUGUCA
Messenger RNA from Vicugna pacos (alpaca), 2771 nucleotides. The record is from RefSeq and is a predicted model, not a curated record. Lineage: Eukaryota; Metazoa; Chordata; Mammalia; Artiodactyla; Camelidae.